AAAACGAAAACAAGAAGAAGGAAAAUGGCCAAACUAAGCCACUCUUGCCGCACUUGGUCGUUUGUUUAGCAGGAAAACAGCGACCUUUUCGAAUAACUGCACGCGUUUUUGUGCUGUUGUGCCUGUAGAGUCCCAGAAAAAUGCCUGGACUGGACAUACCUGUCAGUUUGGCCGAAGUGCUCCAUGUGCGUGGGGCCCCACUGCGGGAAGCGGAGGCCUGGGGAGUCCUCCACUGCAGUGCUGAGCUUCUCCAAGAACUAUUCUUUAAAGGAAAAGCCUUCUCUAGAGAAGGUGCUUGUUUCGUGAUAAGUCCAGAGACUCUACUUCUGAUGCACCAAGGAAGAGUGGCAUUCACCGAGUCCCACAAGACGUCCAUUGACUGCGGCUAUGUGGCACCGGAAAUGUUCGGCAGCCAAGAUGGGACGGCGAUGGGAACAGAAGAGAUGUACAUAUAUUCCCUGGGCAAAACUCUUCUGUAUGCUGUCAAUUAUGGGACCAUUCCUGGCCAGCCCAGCACCUCCAGUGUCAGCAGGUACCUGGUGUCGUUGCUUCAUUCUAUGUCCCAGCAGAACCCGACUGUGAGAGUAGCUUUGGUUCAUGUGCUUGAACACUGCAUGAACUAUGCAGAAAAGCAUUCCAGCAGACUUCCGUGUUCACAUUAUGUGAUGAAACUACACAAGUCCAUUUUCGGAUCCCAUGAAGAUAUCAGCAUGUUGGACACUUACAAUGACAGUAGUUACGGUAGUGACCAGAGUUGUUACAGCACACUGUCCACUAGGUCACGGCGUCGCCGACUACAGCGACGCGAGAGACAUGAUGAAAUGAGGUCACGAUCAAGGUCACGAUCGCGAAGCAGAAGUCGAGCAACUACAGAUUCUGGUUAUAGCGCACAUGCCAGAGAACGCCAGAUGCGAAGGCGAAGAAAUCGAGACGACGACUAUCCACAAAAAGGCCCCUACCACAAACUCGUUCCGCCAUUCCACGAAGAUGUGGAGAACAUCGCUCCGGAACACUUACACCUGAAGACUGCAUUGCGAGACAACUCGAACUGGCAGACGUCUGGUGACCAAGCCGAACCCCCGCCAUACCUCUCGGAGAACACGGGUAACCACGAAUACAAGGCAGCGUACGACAAGUAUGUCCGUCUCAAGUACAGACAGCAGAAACUGCGAGCUCUGCGUCAGGGAAUCGGGGAAGACGAGUGCCACAUGGAUUUGCCAAUCACUCUGGGAGUACCAGUCGAGUCGAACUCCGACACAAAGUCCAUGGCUUCCCUCAUGUCCUACACAUUUGGAAGUUAUCUCCCAGAGUUACACAACAUGUAUGGAUCCGACUGGGCUCUUCAUGUUGGCAGUGACAUUGAUAGUAUUAUGAGCAGUGAGGUUUCCAUGUUUCCGGACGCAAAACCUCUCAGAGCAAGUGAGGAGGCGGUCGCAAGCAGGAUUUCAGACGUUUCAACUCUAAAACCUGUUGUAGAAGAAAAACCAAAGAAAGCAGUACCAGUUAACAGCAAGCCGAAGGAAUAUAUUGGACCUGAAUUUGCUUAUCGGAUUAACAAAACUCCAAUACAGUUGCAUGUUCCACUACAAGGGGAGGGCCACAAGCAUCCAUCUGUGGCCCGCCGGGUGGUGGUGGUUCACGUGACGGGACAGAAGUUUGAGUUGACCUGUGACCCCUCAACAACGGCACGACAGCUCUUUGACACCAUCAUCACUCACAUUGAUCUUCCCGAAUUUUACUUCUUUGGAUUAUCGUAUAUUUCUGAUGGAGAACACUUCUUUAUGGACAAUGACACGAAGCUGCACAAAGUGGCCCCAGAAGGCUGGAAGGAAGGCAAGAGUCACGGCUCCACUGUCGACUUCUCACUCUACCUCCGAAUCAAAUACUAUGUCGACUCUCUCUCAGACUUCAGGCACCGUGAAAGCUACCACCUUCUUUAUCUGCAGCUGCGUCACGAUGUCGUGGAAGAACGCACUCGCUGUUCUGACGAGCAGGCCCUAACCCUGGCUGGCCUGGCCCUGCAGGCCGAGUUUGGUGACCACACAGACCAGACGGCGCUAUCGUUGAACUACUUCAUCCCUGAGCAGUACGUCUCCAGCCACACCAUCAAGAAUGUGGGCAUACAGAGUGUGCAGGAGCGGGCCGCUUUGGCGCAUGCAGACAACUGUGGCAUCGAAGCCAGCCAGGCAGAGAUGAAAUUUAUUCAGUUGGUACAAAAGCUACCUGAAUAUGGGAUUCACUUCCAUAAGCUUUUCAGGUCGAAGAAUGACACCACACACGUUGUCUGGGUUGGAAUAGCCAGUGUGGGUUUGUUGUUGGCCGAGAACCAGGGAUACCGACGCGUGAUUGUCGCUCGCCACGAGUGGCAGUCCAUCAAGAAGAUCUCCUUCAACAAGAGAAGGUUCAGCGUUCAGCCGAAGGAAGAGUUUGCUGGACUGGGCAAGCCGACCAAAACCAACCUGUUCACAAACAACUAUAGGAAGGGACGAUACCUCCUGCAGUUUUCCACAGCGCAGCACAGAUUCCAAAUGCGAAUGAGGAACCGACCGAGUAUUUCCGACACACGCAGAGGUAAUGAUGAUAAAGUUUCGACGUCCACUGACCACGAGACCGUUGUGAAGACUGCCGUACAUGCCAAUGAUGAUGGCUUCGAGUUGCAAGACAAACGGAGCCUCCAGGUGUCCUCCAGUGAGGUAGACGAUGAACCCCCAUCCAAGUGUGGCAGUCCUCCUCCAUACCGACCCGCCCUUAGCCUCAGUCUGGAUGACCUCCGCAGUACAGCGCCACCUGGGAGUGAACGAGGCUGGCUGGCUGACCUCUCGGCAUCUUGUUUUGAUAUUAGGCCUGAUCAGCCACUGCAUGAUACAGUCGCCAUCAACGGGGACCAGACAUCGUCACCUCUCAUCAGUAGAUCUAUGUAUUAUGACCCAUCUCAGCAGAGCAACGAGGAUGGUCGUUCUCCUGAGUUAUCUCCCUUUGCAUCCCGCCAGAUUAUGGAAGUGACACUGGAGAAAGACCCGAGUCAUGGAAUAGGACUCACCAUAGUCGGCGGCGAGACCACUAGCAAGCUUGACCUGGGAAUAUUCAUCAAAACGUUGACGCCUGGCGGCCCCGCGGACACUGACGGGAGGAUUCAACCGGGGGACAGGCUCCUGGCGAUCAACGGACGAAGCCUGGAAGGUGUGCAACACAACGAAGCCGUCCAGCUGAUCCGCAACUCCCCGUCGUCCAUAACACUGCUCGUCUCCCAGGUCAGACUUCCCUGCUCGGUCCGUCGCCGUUCGUUUCAUUCCACACUCGAUUCUGCUGCUGAGAUCGGAAAUUUAGAUCUUGUAGUUAAGACUGGUCCAUCACUUCAUUCCACCCUCGAUUCUGCUGCUGAGAUCGGAAAUUUAGAUCAUGUAGAUAAGACUGAUUUUUCAUCUCUUCAUCCUACAGAAAAUGUUACAAACAUUCCUUCAGAGACUAAGAAUAAACCUGUGCCAAAAGAACGAAGACGUUCGGCUGAUCCUCCUCAUGGAUUAGAUGUGGAUAAGAGUGUCUGCCCGUUAGCUGAUGAGAUGUGCCAGCAGGAGAGUUGUGGUCGAACUGACUCGAUAGUCAGUCACCCAGAUGAAGCUGAAAAUGAAGAGUUGGAGCUUCUUGGAGAAUUGGCCGACAUGGAGUUGAAUGGUGAAUCUUCGUCGGAUUCUGAUUUUGAUACAGCCAUUCAGAAUGCCAUAGAUGGUAAAGGAAGAGCCAAGCCAAGGAAGAGGUCACCUAGUCCAUUGAUGGAGCCCCCAGUAAGUUUUGAGUGGUUGGAAGUCACUCUGGAAAAACAAGAUGGUGUUUUGGGCUUCUCCAUAGAGGGACAGGAUGGGGAUAUAUUUGUCAAAUCUGUGGAUGACACCAAUUGCAACAUUCAACCAGGAGACCAGAUUGUUGCAGUUAACAACACUAAGUUUGAUAACGUGACUAUCGUGGAAGCGAUGGAGAUUCUGGCCGACGCCCCACCGGUGUUUCAGAUGAUGAUCCACCGUGACGCAGAGGAAGACGAGAUUGACCCGGGUGUUUUGGUCAAAGCCAGUCCAUGCAGACUCCAGCCCAGUAAACCAGUGGCUGAACUCUCACAGCGAGACUCCAACAAAGAUCCAUAUGCUUUUGUUACUGAUGACAAAGUUUACGAGGUUGAGUUGUCGAAGAACAGCAGUGGUCUGGGAUUCAGCGUCCAGGGAGGAGCUGGGGUGAACCCGACUGACCCUGUGCUGUGUAUUCCACGCAUCAAGCGAGUCUUCCUGGUGGGACCCGCGGCUCAGAGCGGCAAGAUAAAGAUUGGGGAUGUCAUCCUGGCAGUUAGUGGCCAGGCAGUCCGAGGGCUAUCAUUUUCUGGUUUGUUACAGAAACUACGCUCCACGCCGUCCCCAGUCAAACUGACGAUGUGUCGACCAGACCCUGAUGAUCUGCCGCCAAUUAUUUACUCUGGUAGUGAGACUUCCCUUGACACACUUAUCCACAGUCCCAGUCCUGGUUCUGGUCCCAUGAGCUUCCUGUCUGCCGUGCCGCAAAACGACUCGUACUCUUCAUACUCCGACACCGACAGCGUGUCGCCAAACUCCACCAUGACGACUCCUCGAGACCACACGCUGGUGUCUGCCCCGGAAACAACACCACUGAGGGACGAGCUGGAGGCUAGAACCACAUCCACAACCAACAUCUUGAAUUCUGCGAGAACAGAGCUGGAAAAGCUGAAUCAGUUGUCUGACAAUGCUGAUCAGUCAUCUGUGGUAAAUCAAAGUUCCAACAAGGGUGAUACUGAUGAUGUUGUGAUAGCUGCUGAGCUUAAAAAUGACUCUGAAAACAGAGAUAUUGAGGAUGGGAGUGAUAAUGAUGCUGAUGCUCAUAUUGAGGUUAAGAGUAAUGAUAAAUUUAAGAGUGAUCUUGAGGUCAAAGCUGAUACUGAGGUCAAAGCUGAUAUUGAGGUCAAGAGGAAUAAAGAAUUCAGCAGUGCCAGUCAGAAGUCUUUGAUUCGACAGGGACAUUUGGAAGAGGAUGAUGACAACCCUGAAGAGUUUACUGUUGAAGAGGAGAUUGAUGAACCUGUGGAAGCUGAGAAGUUAUCUCAGUCAAAAGAAAUACCUAAGAGUCAGAUGUCUUCAGAUGAUCCCAGGAUGAGUAGGCGAGAUUCUGACUCAUGUGAGGAAUUUGACGUGACACUUAGGAAGUCUGAAACUGGCGGACUUGGCUUCACAGUAGCCGGUGGUGCCAACACAACUGGAGGCUGCUACAUCAAGGCUGUAGUGUUAGAGCCAGCACUUUCUGAUGGUCGUCUCAGGCCAGGAGAUAAACUCAUUAGGGUGAACAGUGAGGAUGUGAGUAAGAUGAAUCAUUUCGAUUGUGUGACCUGUCUGCGGCGAGCUCCCUCCAUGGUGACCAUUCGCGUCCAGCGUGGCGCCACCAACCAAAUCUCCCCAAUGAAUAAUACAAUGGAUCACCACGGGAGUGAGGGUCGUGCAGAUUCACAGAAGACAAAUAAGCAACAAAAAGAUAUUGUUGUCACAAAACAUUCAGCUAAAUUGCCCGCACAUGAGUUGGAUUCAGAGAGUGUAUGGCAGAGCCCCAGGAAGUCGAUAGUCGCAGUCAAAGAUAGGAUCAGGUCCUUCGAGCAGUCCAACGUCCUCAUCCGCCCCCAUGACUACAAGCAGACAUCUCUUGACAGUCGACACGAGGCCAGUGAUGAGGAGGAGAGGGACACUACUGAUGAAAAACAAACACCAUCUCCAGAGUUUGAGGUUAUUCAAAUAGAGCUGCACAAACCUGACUCUGGAAGUCUGGGAUUCAGUCUGGUUACCACGGAGAUGAAUGGCCAGACUGGGGUGUAUGUUAAGACUAUAAAGCCUGGAGGUGUGGCUGAUUCUGAUGGGCAGCUCAGAGUUGGAGACAAGCUUCUGCAGGUAAAUGGUGAAUCAGUUGUUGGCCUGAACCACAUCAAAACGAUAUCAAUUCUAAAGAAAGCUCCAAGCAGAGUAGUUAUUAAUGUAUCCAGAUCAUCCGUCGACCCUCAGUUCAUGUCAGAUGACAUUCACAGCAUUACCUCCCAGACCUCUAGUCAGGAGUCUCACAGAAGUGGACGUAGCAGCAAUGAAGAACCACCAUCUCGGUCUAAAGACUCAACUGGUGUACAACAUAACAAGAUGUCUCCUGAACAACACGAUGCAUCAGACGAAGACAUAGAUUCCAUCGCAGACGAAGCUGAGAACUAUUUAAAAGACAAUGGACCGUUUUCUGACAGUUCGCUGAUGUCACCGGCCAGCACUUCUCUAGAUAAAGGGGCUGAAAAUCAAAAUAUAGAUAACAAGGGAGAUAAGCAAGAUCAGGCAGCAGAAGUGUAUGUAUCGCCAAGGAAGUUGCCCAUCAGAAUUCCGCAGACCAUAACCUCCGACUGGCUGAGUUCCCUCCCUUUGUUGUCGAUGAGCGAAGAUGAUGAAGAUGAGAUUCUUGAUCAGCUGCAGAAACUUGCGGCAAAAGUGGAGGAAGGAGAGGCAUUUGAUGAGUUUAUGACUCUUCGUCAAAUAAAGAUGGUGGAUGAGAGUGAAGUUGCUAGACUGCCAGAAAACAAACCAAAAAACAGAUACCGAAAUGUUCUUCCAUAUGACUCGAACCGUGUCUGCCUGUCUUCUGAAGAAAGCUACAUCAAUGCCAGUCACGUGAAGGUGAAGGUCGGUGGUGAUCUGCUCCAUUACAUCGCCUGUCAGGGUCCGCUGGCCUUCACGGCUGACGACUUCUGGCGCAUGAUCUGGGAGCAGCAGUCUAAUGUCAUCGCCAUGGUAUCACUAGAUGUGGAGGCCAAUAAAGUCAAAUGCUACCGAUACUGGCCAGAUUCGACCGAUGUUAUUUUGCCAGUUUGUAAUGACACGUUACAGGUGCAGUUGAUGUCGAUUUAUCACUUGGAGAAUAUCGACAUCCGCUAUUUCUCCAUAAGGGAAGUGAAGACUGGCAGACAGUUGAAUGUGUGUCAUCUGAACUACACGACCUGGCCCGACCACGGUGUUCCUGAAACGGCCGUGCCCCUGCUGCAGUAUAUAAGACUGCUCCACAUUCUACAAACCAGCGGUCCCAUCGUCAUCCACUGCAGUGCUGGAAUCGGGAGAACCGGUGCUCUGAUCACCAUUGAUGUAGUUCUGUGCCAUAUUGAGCACCAUCUUCAAUAUAACAUUUUCGAUAUUGUUUGUGAUCUGCGCAAACAGAGACAUGGGAUGAUUCAAACAAAGGAUCAAUACUUGUUUUGCUACACUGCCUGCAUGGAGGCACUUCUCAGUCAGACGAGCUGAGUGGAAUAAUAUCCAGACAGUGAAAUCCAUCCAGUUUUACCAAAGAACCGUCCAUAUAUGAGGCUUGUAUAGCCUGUUUUACACUCUUUACAGUUUGUAUAAUGUAGUCGUGGGGUAUAUUUUGUUUCAUUCCCAUGUGAUUCAUUAUGUAUUAAUAGUGCUCUUAUAUCAGUAUUAAUAUAUUUAAAUGUCAAAUUUAUCAUUUAUGAACAAUGUACGGUGAGAUUUCAACAUGAAAAGAGUUGAGUACCAAUGAGAAUUAAGUACUAAGCACGAAGGUGACUAAGGAAAUUCAUUUUGAAGAAUUAACGUUUGCUUUCCACAUUACCUGUCCUCAAACAAGUGCAAACUGUAACAAUAUGUAGGAAGAAUUCCCCACAUAAUACAAGCAAUAAAGAUACGAAAAACGAUAAAUGACUCCGAAUAAAUCAGAGCCAAAUAAAAAGACGUCCGAACCAAACAGCGAAGGAAAAAAGAAGGAAGUUACAGUGACCGGAACUAGAGGGAGCAUACAAUAGAAGAAUUUAGGCCAUCCCAUUGGCUUUUGGGAUGUUCGGACCAGACUACUAGCCAUAGGGGGGAGGGGGUAGUGCACUUGUUUGAGGACAGGUAAUGUAUCAUUAAAAGAAAACACCUAAGUUUUCUCCAUUUUAUUUACAUCUAUUUUUGUGUACAUUUUUGUAAUAUGCACAGAAAUGUUUCAAAGCGUUUACGAAUGUUGAGAAAUGCCAUGUGCAGGUAAACAAGCACGAAUAAUAAACAUUUGAAGUUACUUCGAGAUUUAUUUCUGAGUACCACCUCUGGGGUUGAAUCUUUUGCUAGAAACACUAUUAAAAUGUUAUCCCUAAUGAGUAACUAGAAAUGUUAAGUGCUUUUAUUUUAUAUUGUAAGCUUAUUUUGUAAGCUAUUUGUUUUGACCUCCAAAAAUAUUUGGGAUUGGAUAUAUAGUCAUGCACAUGCCUGUCCCUUAUUUAUACAUACACAUGUACAUGACUCAGAACAUUUAGUCUUAGGGUCUUGAAUUGUCUAAAUUUCAUUUUAAAAAUCUGUUUAUUGUGAUAUUAAAAAAACAAAAACAACUUAUUUCAGAAGCACUGGUAAAACAAGUAGAAUCAGUGAUAAGAAUUUUUGUCGUUGAUAACUGUCAACAAUGGUAAAUCAGUUGGUUAAAAAAAAUAAGAUUUAUCUCCCUACUGUAAUAACACAGCCUGCAGCCAUAUUGUGUAAACAUUAUUUGCGGCUGUAAAAAAUGUAUAGCUGUUUAUCUCGGUGGUUACAUCUAUGCUACAGUGUAUUGUUAGAUCUGAUGUGCUUAAUUUUUAUUUCAUUUAUGUAAAGAACUCGUCAUGUAACCAUGUAUAGAGGACACUUUUUUCUCAAAAAGACCUAAAAAAGAAGAAAAGUUUGUGAUAAUUUAUUAAUUUAAAGGGGCGGUCUCAAAGUUGCAUAAUGACCAAAAAUAUAUUUUAAUUUUUGUUGUAAAGUAUAACGAUUAUACCUUGAAUUAUGUGCCAAUAUUUUUUUUUUAAUUACUGCUAUUUAUGAAUUUAUUUUAUUGAAAAAUAAUAAGGUGGAUUGACAGAGGUAACCAAUAUUUUUGACUAUUUACAGCAUAUAACAAUUUUUAUAUUCGUCAAAUUAAUUAUGCAAAGAUUAUAUGUGAUAUUGAUUAAUUUGUGGUUGUUUAUAUCAGAAAUAUAACAAAAGUAGGGAAAUAUGGCACUUGCAACUUUGAGAAGCAUCUUUAAUUUGUGUUUGAUUAGUAUUCCAUUUACUGAUAUUCACAACUUUACAGGUACUGUUAUUCAGGACUGAGAAAUUUCUGACAGUUUCUUUAUCAUGAUGUUUUUUUCUUGACUUGUGCAGAUCUGUUCGAUUUGAAUAAGGUUUUAUAUACCAAUAUAAUUUAAGACUUUUUGUCUUUGAAGUCUGCGUACAUAUAUUUAUUUAUCAGUUUUCAGUUGAUAUUAUUUUAUUAUUCAAUUGGUGCAAUAUAUAACCACUGAAUGCCUAUUUAUAACCAAAGUAGCAUUUAUGAUAUCUGCGUGCAGAUUGGUUUCUGUGAUAAAAUAACUAAUUUGUCUAGUCUGCUUUUAUUAAUUUAGUUUAAUUAUUUUACUUAUUUAAUUUACUUACUUAACAAGUUUUCUUUUGUAUUUAAAUCACAUAAUAAAGUUUGCAUAAAAAUCUUGAAAUAAUUUGUUUGGAAUGAAGUGCAGAGGUGUUAAAACAUGUAUGGGGAAAAGUUACUCUUCAUAAUUUAUUAUACCUAAAGACAUCUGUGAUGUUGAAGAUUUAUGACAUAAUAUAAAACAGAUAAUGUUCAUGCAUGUCCCGCGUGUCUUCUUGUUUUACCAAGAAUUAAUUGUGAUAGUGAAUACAGAGGGUGCCAAUCAGUGAAACUUUGAUCUGAAUUUAUGAAAAGUGAUCAUCGCAUGUUUAUUUUAAAUUAGUGUGAAGUCUUAAAUGUAGAGAAAACAAAACUUGUUUGCAUGUGACUAAACAUCUGCAUUUAUUAUAAAAAAAAGUUACACAGCUGUUUAGGAAAGUUAUAUAUAAUAGAUAAAAACGUUUCGUAACUAUAUAGGCCAAAUUGAAAAAGAAAAUUGUGAGAAAGGGUACAGAGUGCAGACCAUGUGAAGAAUAUGCUUGGGUAGCCAUUUGAAAAUAAACCAUAUACAUGUACUAUUAAUAUAUAUCAAAACACAUUUUGGUUUUGUAACACUAACUGCAGUAAUACAUUACAGAUAGUAUAUAUUUGUUUAACUAUUUCGAAAAGCAUUAUACCAUAUAACUGUUUUUACAAUACCUCAGACAUUUACAGUGAGUGUUUGGGUUUCUCGAUUUGUUUGUAGUCAUUUUAACUGUACAUAUUUCUGUAUAUGUAUUCCACAUCUUCAUGUAUACACUGGGUGAAAGUAAUAUCAAAAGGGUUCAAGUACAUCUAUCUUUUAUGUAUUUAUUCAUUGUACAUGUAACUAAUAUAUUUGUCCAAUCAUUAUAUUUAUUAUAAAUGCAAAUAAAAGUAAAAUACUCAUUA
Molecule: messenger RNA, 10347 nt
Organism: Gigantopelta aegis
Lineage: Eukaryota; Metazoa; Mollusca; Gastropoda; Neomphalida; Peltospiridae
Product: tyrosine-protein phosphatase non-receptor type 13-like
Exons: 41
Coding region: 141-7307 (2388 amino acids)
Biological process (GO): protein dephosphorylation
Cellular component (GO): cytoskeleton
Molecular function (GO): protein binding; protein tyrosine phosphatase activity
Source: RefSeq, a predicted model, not a curated record